Molecule: messenger RNA, 704 nt
Organism: Trichoderma citrinoviride
Lineage: Eukaryota; Fungi; Ascomycota; Sordariomycetes; Hypocreales; Hypocreaceae
Product: myosin regulatory light chain cdc4
Exons: 5
Coding region: 85-528 (147 amino acids)
Biological process (GO): mitotic actomyosin contractile ring assembly
Cellular component (GO): myosin II complex
Molecular function (GO): calcium ion binding
Source: RefSeq, a predicted model, not a curated record
UCGAUUUCCACUUCCGUUGCGAAAGAAAGAAUCUACGCCCAUCCGAUCGCUUGCGACAGGCUUGCGCUCCAGACGAAGGGGAAAAUGGCUUCUAAUCAGUUCGACUCCCAGGCCUCGACCAACUACAAGGAGGCAUUUGCCCUGUUCGACAAGCGCGGCAACGGCCGCUGCGCCAUCGACUCGCUCGGCGAUCUGCUGCGAGCCUGCGGCCAGAACCCCACGCUGGCCGAGAUCCAGGAGCUGGAAAAGGGCCUUGGAAGUGAAUUUGACUUCGAGACGUUCCAGCGCAUCCUGAACCGACCGGGCGGGUUCCGCGACCCUGGCGAGCCUGAGGAAUAUUGCCGUGGCUUCCAGGUGUUUGAUAAGGAUAUGACGGGCUUUAUCGGCGUUGGCCAGCUCAAGUACAUCCUGACCAACCUGGGCGAGAAGAUGACGGAGGAGGAGGUCGACGAGCUGCUCAAGGCUGUGGACACCAGCUCUGGCCAGAUCAACUACACGGACCUUGUCCGAACGAUCCUCGCCAACUAAGAAGUUGUUCAGGCCGGUGGCAUCUUCUUGCGUCUGCGAAUGGGAUGAUGGCGUUGCUAUGUGUUUGUUUUGUUUAUGGCAGUGAAUUGGGCACGCUCUGGGAUUGACGAUAACUUUGAUUUUUGUUAUGGAUGGCUGUGGACAUAUCAUGUUGCCAUGGUUUAGGUAUAUGAAUA